CCCCUCUCAUACCUUUCCUUCUUUUCAUUCCCUUAUUACACACUCAACAAUUCACACUCUCCCAACCCAAACCCCCUUUUACUCAAAAUUUGCAUUCCCUUCUCUUACACAUCUUUCCCAAACACUCAAAAGAAACAUUCCAUCUUGGAAUCCCAUUCCCAACAUUCCCAACAUUCCCAUUCCCCAAUGACCUCUCUCCUCCCUCUCCUCCUCCUUCUCCUCCUCCUCCACCCCAUCUCCACCCAUUCCAACCCCAACCCACCAACACUCCAACCCUUCCUAACCGACCCAUCAUCAUCACCACCAGUAACAAUCCCAGCUUUCCCAGAACAAUCAGACCUCACAGGCUGCCAUCUAACCCUCCCUGACCAAUUCUACCACAGCAUCAAAACCUCUUGUUCCACUUCCGGGCAGCUAAAAAAGGGCAGAUGCUGCCCAAUACUUGCUUCAUGGCUCUACUCAGCUUACUCAGCCACUGCUCUUGGAUUAAUCAACACAAAACCCAACACAGAAUUAGAAGAAGAAAAAGAGAAAGCUUCAAAAAUCAACAAUACCAUGUCCUUUGAUAUGCCUAUGCUUCCUGAUGAUUCUGAAACUUGUGUUGGUGAAGUUGAUAAGGCUUUGAGAGGAAGAGGGAUUGAGUUGGUUGGACCUAAUGAAACUUGUGAUGUUGUUUAUUGUUAUUGUGGGAUUAGAUUGCAUCCUUUGAGUUGUCCUGAAGCUUUUUCGAUUGGGGAAGAUGGAAAGGUUAGAGGUGAUAAAAGAGUGAGGAGAUUGGAAAGGGAUUGCUAUGGAAAGAGUGGUGAUGUUAAUGGCUUUCCUGGUCUUGGUGGUUGCUCUAAAUGCUUAAAUGCUCUUCACUUGCUCAACAACAACAACAACAAGGCUUUGAAUACAAGCAAAUCAGAGGAUAGGACCACCAAAAUGCAUAACAAGGAUUGUCAACUAAUGGGCCUAACAUGGCUCCUUGCCAAAAAUCGGACGGCUUAUAUGCGCACGGUUUCAGCCGUCUUAAGGGCAAUCAUGCUGAGCUCGGACGAAGACUCAGAUCAACUUCGUAGAUGUCCAUUAACAAGCGAUGGGAUGCCUCUAGCCGUUGAUUCUUCCGAGUUAUCGGAUCAAUCCUCUUCCACUAUAAUUGGAGAAAAAACAUUAUUCACCAUUUCUCUCUUCAUUGCAUUUACUUCUUUCUUGUAUUGUAUCCUCUUCAUUGCAUAAUCAUUCUAGUUUAGUUACCAACUAGAGAAAGAGUGUAUUCAUGGUGUUAAUUUGACACUUUGUAUCUGUUUUGUGUAUUAUGAAAAAUGCCAAUUUCCCCCA
This is a messenger RNA of Cannabis sativa, 1320 nucleotides long. RefSeq lists its product as uncharacterized. Bases 187 to 1218 code for a protein of 343 amino acids. The record is from RefSeq and is a predicted model, not a curated record. Lineage: Eukaryota; Viridiplantae; Streptophyta; Magnoliopsida; Rosales; Cannabaceae. The transcript has 2 exons.